Annulohypoxylon maeteangense is the source of this 1674-nucleotide messenger RNA. RefSeq names its product 1,3,6,8-Tetrahydroxynaphthalene reductase in complex with Nadph and Pyroquilon. The record is from RefSeq and is a predicted model, not a curated record. Gene Ontology annotation, molecular function: oxidoreductase activity. The transcript has 2 exons. The coding region runs from base 729 to 1562 and encodes 277 amino acids. Lineage: Eukaryota; Fungi; Ascomycota; Sordariomycetes; Xylariales; Hypoxylaceae.
GGUGAGCCUUUGACGAAAUAGGGGCAUCUUGGUAAGGGUCGAAACGGUUUCUUAUCCUGCAGUCGAAACCAACAUCUUUUCCGUGAUUUUGAAGAUGAUACGCUCGAUGGCUUAACGCUUGUCUCACGGUAUGUAAUUCGUAAUGAUGCGGACCCGAAAGUCUGUAGCAAUCGUGGGGUCCGGCAUUAUGGACUCCGCGAAUGCCCCCUUGCUCCAGUCCGCGUAUAGGACAGACAGCAAAAGCAGGUAUGGCGAGCCACACAGCAACCAUCGGGGUCCCUGGCAUCCCAACCAAGACCCCCUCUCGAUGUCUUGCUGUCCUCGCGCCAUCCGCCAUUCUGUUCUAUAGUCGCGACUCCGAUCUAUUCCGUAUCUCUGUAGUCGCGACUCCGUCCGCCACGAGUCCGGCACCUCACCCCUUAAACCGGACUGACAUAGCACAGUCAGAGUCUCCGGAGCUCCUUGGGGCCUCAAUUCGCUAUAAGAAAUAGUCGAGAGGAAGGUUAUCCCUAGUUGUAGAAGCUAGGACAGUGUUCACCAUCCUUCUUUAUCCCAUCUCCCAACCACCAUUCUCUCGAAAGAUAUCUUCGCUUUUUGACUCGAGUCCUUUGACUUUGUGACACCUCUCUCUCUCCCUGUGUGUGUGAUACAUACGUCCCAAUCAACAGUCGUUACACCGACACCUACCCACCCCACAAACCCAACACCAGUCAACACCAGUCAACACCAUGGCCCCAUCCGCAACCUCAUCAUACCCGGCCGCCGCGCCGAUGAGCAACCAGAUCAAGCCCCUAGCCGGCAAAGUCGCGCUAAUCACCGGCGCGGGCCGCGGCAUCGGCAAAGGCAUCGCGCUAGAGCUCGGCAAGCGCGGGGCCUCCAUCGUCGUGAACUACGGGCGGAGCUCCAGCUCCGCCGACGCAACGGUGUCCGAGCUCGCACAGCUAGGGUCCAAAGCGGUCGCGAUCCAAGCGGACAUCGCGAAGCCCGCGGACGUAGCGGCGCUGUUCGACAAGGCAAUCGCGCACUUCGGGCACAUCGACUACGUCGUCUCGAACUCCGGCAUGGAGGUCUGGUGCGAGGAGACCGAAGUCACGCCGGAGCUCUUCGACCAAGUCUUCAACCUCAACUGCCGGGGGCAGUUCUUCGUCGCGCAGCAGGGGCUGAAGCACUGUCGCGAGGGCGGGCGUAUCGUCCUCACGUCGUCGAUCGCGGCGCAGAUGGCCGGGAUCCCGAACCAUGCUUUGUACGCGGGGUCCAAGGCCGCGGUGGAAGGGUUCACGCGCGCCUUCGCCGUCGACUGUGGGAAGAAGCGCGUUACGUGCAAUGCCAUUGCGCCAGGUGGUAUUCAGACGGAUAUGUUCGAUGAGAACAGCUGGCAUUACGUGCCGGGUGGGUAUAAGGGCAUGGAUAUCAAUACCAUCAAGGACGGCCUCCGCAAGAUGUGCCCCCUUGACCGUGUCGGCGUCCCGGCCGACAUCGGAAAGGCGAUUUUUUGCCUCAUUAGCGAUGAGGGCGAGUGGAUUAACGGCCAAGUCAUCCGUGCUUCGGGCGGCGGCGUGUAGAUUUUCUACGCGCGACCGGGAUCCCCCCCCUGAGCCCUUUUUAUUCCGCCCAAGCUGCCGUGGCAUGCAGCUAGCAACGCGCGGAGCAUGUCAGAUUUUUACUCGGCGCCAU